UCUUCACUCUGUAUCCAUUAUUAUUCGCAGAGGAAGUAUAAAGGAGGUCAGCAACUGACGGAUACAUUUUUAGUACACUUCGAGCCUCGAGAGGAGUCAAUCCAGUAUCGACUUUGCCUUUUAAUAUCAAAAAAUGAUAAGUCAAGCUGGGGUGGCCACACUUUUCUUGCUGGGAAGCAUUUUCUUUCCUUUGUGCUUUCUCUCUCUACAGGCUUUUUAUCGUAAAACAAAAAUUGGGUCCGAAAUUAAGAAGAAACAACAAUUGUCCGACAAGGAUUGUGCAGACAUUUCUGUCAAGCUGGUUUCAACUCUUCAAGCCAUUCUAGCGUCCGUUUGCGGUGCAAUUGUUUGUUCAAAAUGUUACGAUGAUGUACUAUACUGCACGCAUCCUGUCGUCCUGACCUACGCCUGGUUUGGGGCUCCGUACUUCCUCUACGAUGCGAUGGCCAUGUUCUACGUUUCAACUAUUGCAGAUAAACAUUACAAAAAUAUAAAUAAACUCAAGCACAAGAGAAACUCAAAAGGCCUUUUUGCAAUGGGGAAAAAAUUCUGCACAUUUGUGUACAAAUCCUCCUCUGUCAUCGUAAUUCAUCAUUUGCUCAUGGCACCCUGUGGUUUCUUAAUCAUUACGUAUUUCCGAGGUGUCCGAGGAGACUUUUUCAUCGGGGUAAUGUACUUGAUGGAAGCUAGUACUCCAUUCGUCUCAUUCAGGGUCAUCUUGAGCAAACUGCAGAUGAAAUCAUCAUUACUCUACAAACUAAAUGGAGCACUAAUGCUAAUAACAUUUCCAUUCUUUAGAAUUGCUACUGUGUUCUACACAGUUAGUUUGUAUGCAGACCAGCAGCAAUUGGGAUUCACUGAGACCUUCUGCACUAUGCACCCGGGAUGGCUAUUCGUCUUUCUCGCAUCGAUAGCACCUCAAUUUUACUGGUACUAUUUGAUGUUGAGCGGACUUGCUAAAAUUCUCAGGUCCGAAGCUCCGAAAAACUCAGAAUUGGAGGAACCUGCUCAAACUGUUGCCACCAAUAAAACUCACAAUAACUUGCGUGAAUAAAUAUGAAUGACAUACUCGAGAGAAAUCUUGUAAAAUAUUAGCAAGUGUAACUAAUCUUAAACUGUCAAUAAUAUUAUGAUCUAUCGUUUAAAAUUUUGUACAAUA
This is a messenger RNA of Folsomia candida, 1159 nucleotides long. RefSeq names its product TLC domain-containing protein 3A. Gene Ontology annotation, cellular component: membrane; endoplasmic reticulum. Bases 134 to 1054 code for a protein of 306 amino acids. Lineage: Eukaryota; Metazoa; Arthropoda; Collembola; Entomobryomorpha; Isotomidae. The transcript is spliced from 7 exons. The record is from RefSeq and is a predicted model, not a curated record. Gene Ontology annotation, biological process: lipid homeostasis.